CUGAUUGGCUGCGUGCAUAAGCCGCUACCCCCGUGGUGGCAGUUCCUGGUUUCCAAUUCAUGUGAUUUUACUUACGGAUUCUUGUUUUUGACUAAUUUUCAGUUCUCCGUAAUCACACGUACACGGUGGAAACGUUAAUGGCGAGUAACAAAUACCAGAUAGUGGUCCAAGGUGAGGCAUCUGAGACGGAUUCGGAUGAAGAGGUUUAUUUAACUUCCCUCCCUUCGGCACACACCGUAGCAGCCGGGGCAAAAGUUCCCGGAGAAGCAUCAGAGUCGGAUAGCGAAGGGGAGGCAGAGAAAGUGCGGAAGCUGGUUGCUGCAGGGAAUGCGGAAUACUCGCAAGUACUGCGCAAGGACUUACCGCCGCUCAUUGUGAUCAGAAACGCCCCAGACUUUGUAUCCGUCGUGGACGAGAAACCCGUUCCGAGGGCUGAGCAAAGCGGUCGCUAUAACACACUACUUCAGCAGAAACUGAUGGAGAACAACGCGCGACUGUGCAGUGACGUGACACAGAUGUUCAGACAAGUGUACAGCAACGCAACGAAAGAUAUACGGAUAGCCACAACUCACCUCAACAAUUCCCAGAAUGGCAUCAUCAACGCUUCUCACAGCAUCCGUCUUAUUCUAGAAGACCUCAAAUCUGUUUCUGAGAAAAUCGAUAUAAUUACUAGUUGUAACCUACUCCCCGAUAUCACCAUAGACACUCCGUAACUCUGACAGUCGCUUUUAACUGUUUUAUGCGAACAAUAUCGAAAUGUCCAAAAAUAAUGUUUUUUUUUUUUUUUUUUAAUUGAACGUACUGCCUCGCUUGUCGAGCCUUUAACGAAUAGACUGCACAUUUGCUUUUUUUUCUUUGCCUGCUUGAUGUAGCUGCAUUCGCGUUUAGGCUAUUGCUUUAAAAUAGAAGCUAACCAUGCACAAUGUUAAUUAUCUAAAUCAUUAGUAUUAUGCCAAUCAGUAUUUUUGAUUUAUUAACAUGCCACUGCACUUUAUUUGGUCUCAAAUGUAACGGGGAAUACAACCUUUCUAAAACGUCCUUUAAAUAAACAGCUUAUAUAAAUCCCCAGCCCCCCUGCGAACAGACUUCAGGUGUUAAGGAAAUAUCAGCUAUUUGUGAAUGGCAAGGCUUAGUCAUGCAGUUGGCCUGCUUCACUUGUUGGCGCUGUGAUUUGUGGUCUUUGCCAUAUUGAUCUCCACGCCCCCCCCCCCCCCCCCCCCCACUCCCCCCGCCAAAAGAGAACCGUGGCAGGGACCAGAUUUAGAAGCUGACUGAAGGGGGGAAAUGGGAGUUAGAGUUAAGAGGCUCACCAACCUUGUGGACAAUGGGUUACACUUUUCUCAGCCGGAGCUCAAGGUCAGUGAGACAGGCUGACUACUUAAGUAAACAAACAAUGAUUGCAUUGCAAGUCUGUGCACCUGUGAUCUCAUUCGAUUUGAAUAAGUACAGUACCUGUGUGGCCCCGCCUUCGAGAGGUGAAUUGGCAUGUAUGAUGGGCCGUUACAUGGGGCGUGCUGUCUGCCAUGUGUAAGGGUCAAGAGAGUGUGCUCUGAAUGUCCACAGACAUUGCCGCACCUCUCUCUUUCUUUAGUGUUUUCCUCAUAUGGUAUGGAGGCCUAAUGGGUAAGAACAGAAAGGAUGGUCAUGUUGUAUUAUGAAUAACCUUUUACUCUGUGAAAUAAAAAUAUGAAACUUUUCAUUUUA
Molecule: messenger RNA, 1704 nt
Organism: Anguilla anguilla (European eel)
Lineage: Eukaryota; Metazoa; Chordata; Actinopteri; Anguilliformes; Anguillidae
Gene: bloc1s3
Product: biogenesis of lysosomal organelles complex-1, subunit 3
Exons: 2
Coding region: 138-713 (191 amino acids)
Cellular component (GO): BLOC-1 complex
Source: RefSeq, a predicted model, not a curated record